Messenger RNA from Drosophila grimshawi, 4376 nucleotides. RefSeq names its product calcium-binding mitochondrial carrier protein SCaMC-2-A (gene SCaMC). Gene Ontology annotation, biological process: transmembrane transport. Gene Ontology annotation, molecular function: ATP transmembrane transporter activity; calcium ion binding. The record is from RefSeq and is a predicted model, not a curated record. The transcript is spliced from 9 exons. The coding region runs from base 459 to 2369 and encodes 636 amino acids. Gene Ontology annotation, cellular component: mitochondrial inner membrane. Lineage: Eukaryota; Metazoa; Arthropoda; Insecta; Diptera; Drosophilidae.
UACUCGUUUAAUUAGGAUACAAAGUGAAUUAAAAUUGACAGUUAAUAGAUAUUUACUGAUUCAAACAGAUCAACUAGAACAGUUAACAAGAAGUAGACCUUAUAGAGACAGACACAGAGAAAGAGAGUGAGAGAGAGUGACGAAGACGCCGCUGAGAUCCUCCAUUCGACGUUCCCGAUCAAUUCAACUCAGUUCAGUUCAGUUUAGCAAGCAAAAAGUAACCGAGCCCCGAAUUCAAAAUGUGUCAGCCAUAAAAAGAGCGGCCAACAUAUAUACAAUUAUAUAUAUUUAUAUCGAAACGGGCAUUGAAAUUACUAGGAACAACCUGCGCUGAUUGCUUUCGCAUUUGUGCGGAACUCACAAGCCACACAACAACAGAUAUAAAAAAGAAUAUUUUGAGCAGAGAGCAUACGGAAAGCAAGUAAUACUUGAAAACAACGUUCAAACUAGUCUGGAGAAUGGUUAAAAAGCAAGUCGAUUUCGAGAACAACGCGUCCUUAGUAAUAAGUCAGCAGCAGCACCAGAAGCAGGAGAAGCAGCAGGAGCAGCAACAACAACAACAACAACUACAUCCUCAUCAUCAUCAACAACCACAACAACAACGCAUCGACAUCGAUUUGACGCCGGAUCAAAAUCAGCAGCAGCCUCCAAAUAUUGAUUUUAAUUACGCACGUCAGGCAAAUGCGAUUUAUGCACCACUGAGCAGCAGCACCACGACAACGACCAGCUAUGAGCAGCACCAUCAGCGGGAGGUGCAGCUGCAACAUGCGCAUCUCGACACAAUGCCACACAAUUUUCACACGAUGCCGCCACAGGAAAUCGUUGCAUCGGGUGUGCCACUCGCCAUCGUGCCGACGGAGAUUCCUGCCGAGGACGAGGAGCGACUGGAGCGCAUCUUCAAUCAAUUGGAUCGAGACGGCGAUGGCAAAAUCGACAUACACGAUCUGUCGGCGGCUCUACACGAAUUUGGCAUGUCCAGUGUCUAUGCGGUGAGAUUCUUGCAGCAGUCGGACACCAAUCAAAGUGGCAACGUUGGCUUCGCCGAGUUCCUUCACUAUGUACGCGAGCAUGAGAAGAAUUUGUGUCUGCAGUUCUCCCAUUUGGACAAAAAUCGUGAUGGCAAAGUGGACUUGGAGGAGCUAAUAUCGGCAUUCGCAGAUCUGGGACUGGACGUUGACCUCGAGGAGGCUAGAAAACUGCUUAGCAGAAUGGACAAGGAUGGCAGCCUCAACAUCAGCUUUAAUGAGUGGCGCGAUUUUAUGCUACUGGCACCCUCAACGGACAUUCACGAUCUAAUCAAAUUUUGGCGGCACUCUACUGCGCUGGUUCAAGAAUGGCUGAUGUGCGUGGUGCUGAUGUGGGGCAUAAGUGCAGCAGCGAACACGAAAAAGGAAUUGUACCUCGACAUUGGCGAGGAUAUGAAUGUACCUGAUGACUUCACACAAAAGGAAAUGCAAACGGGCCUCUGGUGGCGCCAUCUUGUGGCCGGUGGCAUCGCAGGCGCAGUUUCACGCACAUGCACAGCUCCCCUGGACAGAGUUAAAGUCUUCCUACAGGUGCAAACAUGUCGAAUGGGAAUCUCAGAGUGUAUGAAGAUCUUGCUUAAGGAGGGCGGUUUCCGCAGCAUGUGGCGCGGCAAUGGCAUCAAUGUGGUCAAAAUUGCACCGGAAACAGCGCUUAAAUUUGCUGCCUACGAGCAAAUGAAGCGUUUGAUACGCGGCAAUGAUACAACGCGACAGAUGACGAUUGUGGAGCGUUUCUAUGCCGGCGCCGCAGCCGGUGGCAUUUCACAGACCAUCAUCUAUCCCAUGGAAGUAUUAAAGACGCGUCUGGCUCUGCGCAAGACGGGACAAUACGCGGGCAUCGCCGAUGCGGCGGCAAAGAUCUAUAAGAACGAGGGCGCGCGGAGUUUCUAUCGUGGAUAUGUGCCCAAUAUAUUGGGCAUCUUGCCCUACGCAGGCAUCGAUCUGGCCGUUUAUGAGACGCUCAAGCGUCGCUAUAUUGCCAGCCACGAUAAUAAUGAGCAGCCCAGUUUCCUGGUGCUCCUCGCCUGCGGCAGCACAUCGAGCGCACUCGGACAACUCUGCUCGUAUCCAUUGGCCUUGGUGCGCACGCGGCUACAGGCACAAGCCGCCGAUGCGACGAUUUCGAGCCAGUCGCGAAAAACACAAAUUCCAUUGAAGAGCAGCGAUGCGCACAGCGGGCAGGAGACAAUGACGGGACUGUUUCGCAAGAUCGUCCGGCAGGAGGGCCUCACAGGAUUAUAUCGUGGCAUAACGCCCAAUUUCCUGAAGGUGUUGCCCGCCGUUUCCAUUAGCUAUGUGGUCUACGAAUAUUCAAGUCGAGCGCUGGGCAUCAAAAUGUCGUGAUCUGUUUAUCUGUGAUCUGAUUACGUGUCGCUGCCGCCGCCGUCUGCAGUGCGGAUCGAUCGGAUGUGUGCUUUAUGCAAUGCUGUGCUGUGCUCCAAUUUGUAUAGUAGUCGUUGUAGUUGUGGUAGUGAUAGGUGUACCGAAUUAACGCCAUUCGCUCUCAACUGCAAUGAUGAUGAUGACAGACAGACAGAUAGACAGACCCUUCUUCUACUAUAGGACAAACAUAAUGAUGAUGGUGAUGGAUGAUAUGCUGAUGAUUUAGAUGCUUUCCUUAAGUGUAGCAACAACAACAAAAAGCCUCUUCCAUGCUCUUGGUGUAUAUUUCUUUAUAAUUUAUAGUUAAAUUAGUUUUUGGUUACUUUCUAAAAAUACAAAAUAAGUGAUACUAUGGCUAAUUUAUUUAUAAAAAUAUGAAAUAUUUGAGAUGCGGAGAGAGUGAGAGAGGGAGAGAGAGGGGAAAAGAGAGCGAUAACCAAUCCCAAGUUUCUUUAACUAAUCCUACAAUCGCAGUAGGCUCAAGCAGUUGCAACUAUUAAGUGCUAAUUUAUUUAAACAACAAGACAAGACACAUGCAGGUUACGUCAGAAUAUAAGACAGCAUUGGAGAGUGCUUAGAAUAGUCACACGAUCGCAGAGCUAAACUUAAAAAAAUAUAUACCAAAAACAUAAACAAAACGAAGCAAAAACAAUAUUGAUUUAAGCAACGGACAAUGCUGUCGAAGUAAACUAAAUGAGAACCGUAAACAAACAAAAUAACAAAAAAUGUGUUAAGUUAACGCUGUUAACUCUGUGAACUAUAUAGAGCAACUUAGACAACUAAAAUAGGCUACAAGGUUUUACCGAGUCCAAGUGCUUAAAGCUGGGCCAAGCGUUAUAACAAUAAAACUGAGUGGGAGAAUCGAAAGAAGAAAUGAAUAUGAAUGAAUAUGAAUACUUAGGAGCGUUUUAAGCUUGUACACAAAAGACAUAAACUACUCGUAUUUGUUUAGCAUAAAAUUACAGAAAAUACCAAUUAACACUUAACGUUUGAAAUGUGAUGAUAAUAGUUUAUAAUAUACGUACAUACAUACACACACACACACACUCACUCACACACAAAUACAUACAUACAUACAUAAUAAUACCGACCUAUGAUGCGCUUCUGGAAAAAAAAAACAGUUGCAGUUUUUGGUUCGACGGCGAGGCUGAAAUUUUGUAGCAUUUUAUUUGUUAAGUUUAGUGACAAUUUUUUGCAUAGAUUGUACCAAGUUGAAGCCAACGAGAUUAUGUGUGACUAAAGCAAACAAACAAAAUUAUAAAUUAUUUAUUUUUUUAUAUAAAUAUACCAUUUACACAAGUACGUCAAAUUUAGUUGGACUUUUGAAAUUCUUGAAAAGCAAAUGUAAAACGAGCUGAACGAAUUGUGAAAGUUAUCUACAUAUGUAUGUCUUAUUAUUUUAUAACUUACACUUAAUUAGUCAAUGAAUUUUUUUGUUUGUACAAUUUUUAGUGAAAAUAGUACUACAUGCGAAAGAAAAAAAAAACUAUAUUGUGAAUUCUCUAAUAAUAAUUACUUGCGCAUUUUUGUAAAAUGUUUGUAACUAGAACAUCAUUAUUCAGGAAGGAAAACAAAUCAAAAACAAACAAAAACAAAAACAUUAUCACCUAUUUAAUUAACACCUCACACUUGGAAAUCAAAGACAAGAUCAUAUGCAUUAUUUAAAACAUACAAAUAAAUACAAACUCUUCAAACUACAAAUUACAUAUAUAUAUUUUUUUCUGUUUAUUGAUUAAUUCAUACAUACAAUGCUUAAUUCUAGUCAUAGAACAAAGAUUCUGCCCUUUCUUAAGAAAUAUAACCUUAGAGUUGUUCUCCAAACCCGAUUUAUUUCCCUAGAUAGCAAAUGUGCAUUAGUCACAAACUUCCCCCAAAAAAUAAGAUACCCUUUGAAGCCUCUUUCCCAAUACGUAGUUGCCGAUAUAUAAUAUAAUAUACUAUAAAUAAAUAUUCCAUUAAAUUACUGAA